Molecule: messenger RNA, 729 nt
Organism: Fusarium musae
Lineage: Eukaryota; Fungi; Ascomycota; Sordariomycetes; Hypocreales; Nectriaceae
Gene: ATP3
Product: atp3 gamma subunit of the F1 sector of mitochondrial F1F0 ATP synthase
Exons: 4
Coding region: 1-729 (242 amino acids)
Biological process (GO): proton motive force-driven ATP synthesis
Molecular function (GO): proton transmembrane transporter activity
Source: RefSeq, a predicted model, not a curated record
AUGGCGUCACGCUUGGCACGAAGCGCCGUCGGCGCUCCCCUCCUUCGACCCGUCCUCGCCCGCCGAGCUGCCCCUACCAUCUCUGUUGCCGCCGCGCGAUACAACAGCAAUGUUCCCGCCGAGGACCCCAAGAAGAAGGCUCAGAGCAUCAUUGACGCUCUUCCCGGUAACAGUCUGCUCAGCAAGAGUGCCAUCCUGAGCUCUGCCGCUGGUCUUUCCAUCUACGCCAUCUCCAGCGAGUACUACGUCAUGAACGAGGAGACCAUCAUCGCCAUCUCGCUUCUCUCAGUCUGGGGUGCCUUGAUCAAGUACGGUGGCCCUGCCUACAGGGAGUGGGCUGAGACGCAGAACAACAAGAUCAAGAACAUCCUCAACAGCGCCCGUGCCGACCACACCGAGGCCGUCAAGGGCCGCAUCGAGGACGUCAAGCAGAUGGGCAGCGUCGUUGAGAUCACCAAGAACCUUUUCGAGGUUUCCAAGGAGACCGCCAAGCUUGAAGCUGAGGCCUUCGAGUUGGAGCAGAAGACUGCUCUUGCUGCUGAGGCCAAGACCGUCCUUGACUCCUGGGUCCGAUACGAAGGCCAGGUCAAGCAGCGACAGCAGAAGGAGCUCGCUCAGUCCGUUAUCGCAAAGGUCCAGAAGGAGCUUGAGAACCCCAAGGUCCUUCAGCAGAUCCUCCAGCAGAGUGUUGCUGAUGUUGAGAAGAUCGUUGCCUCCAAGGCCCAAUAG